Molecule: messenger RNA, 753 nt
Organism: Salvia miltiorrhiza (redroot sage)
Lineage: Eukaryota; Viridiplantae; Streptophyta; Magnoliopsida; Lamiales; Lamiaceae
Exons: 1
Coding region: 1-753 (250 amino acids)
Source: RefSeq, a predicted model, not a curated record
AUGCCUGAGGAAGAGUUUGUGCCCACAGACAAUGAAGAUAUGGUGGAUAAAGAGAUAGCGAUGGAGAAACCACUCAAACAUAUCCCAGAACAGAAAAAGGAGGAUGUGCCCGAAGCCGAAGAGAAAUCCAAGGUGGUCAUCAAGCCCCAUUUCCCAGGCCGAUUGGCCAAGAACCGUGAGGCAGAGGAGAUGAGCAGCCUGGUCAAGACGUUUCAAAAGGUGGAGGUCAAUAUCCCCUUACUCACAACAUUGCACACUAUGCCCAAAUGUGCAAAAUUUCUCAAAGAGAUCUGUACCAAGAAGGUCAUGUACACGAACGAUGCCAAGUUCCAGGUGGGAGAACAAGUGUCAGCUGUACUCAAGAGGGAUAUGCCCACAAAAUGCGAAGAUCUGGGAAUGUUUUACACACCAUGCAUCAUUGGAGAUACAAAGAUCGAGCAAGCAAUGCUGGACCUGGGCGCAUCGAUUAACGUUAUGCCUUUGAUAAUAUACCAGGAGCUGAAGAUAGGACCUCUCAAACCCACACGAGUGGUGAUCCAAUUGGCGGACAUGUCAAGUGUGUACUCUGAGGGCAUAGUGGAUGACGUUCUUGUUAAGGUCCACGACCUUAUCUUCCCAGCCGACUUCUAUGUGCUCAACAUGGGAGGUUCCAUGGCAAAGCCAACAGUGAUGCUUCUGGGUAGACCAUUCCUUAAGACGGCUCGAGCCCAGAUUGACUGUGCAAUCAAGAAGCUAACGUGCCAAUUCGAUUGA